This is a messenger RNA of Penaeus indicus, 2176 nucleotides long. RefSeq names its product glutamyl-tRNA(Gln) amidotransferase subunit B, mitochondrial-like (gene GatB). The record is from RefSeq and is a predicted model, not a curated record. Gene Ontology annotation, molecular function: glutaminyl-tRNA synthase (glutamine-hydrolyzing) activity. The transcript is spliced from 13 exons. Gene Ontology annotation, biological process: mitochondrial translation; glutaminyl-tRNAGln biosynthesis via transamidation. Lineage: Eukaryota; Metazoa; Arthropoda; Malacostraca; Decapoda; Penaeidae. The coding region runs from base 95 to 1672 and encodes 525 amino acids. Gene Ontology annotation, cellular component: glutamyl-tRNA(Gln) amidotransferase complex; mitochondrion.
CUCCCCGACCUUGGCUUUGGUGAAUAAGCGACGCAAACAAACUGUCCGUCAACCUCGGCGACUCCAGCAUCGGCAGACCGAAUUGGCUGCAACAAUGAGACUUCAUUGGAGAGUUCACAAAACACUAGGGAAUUUCCUUCGUCAUUAUGGCACUGCACAAAUUAGACCAGGACUCAUAAGAGACAUUUGGCAGCCAGUGAUUGGCCUCGAGAUUCAUGCUCAAAUAUCGUCAACAAGUAAAUUGUUUUCUCGAGUUGGAACAAGGUUUGGUGCUCCUCCGAAUAGUCAGGUUGGAGUAUUUGAAUCAGCUCAUCCUGGAACCUUACCAGUCUUGAAUAAAAGAUGUGUUGAGGCAGCUAUAAAAACUGCUUUAGCACUUCAAGCAACAGUCAACAAAACUUCUUGGUUUGUCAGAAAGCAUUACUUUUACCCAGAUCUGCCUGCUGGCUAUCAGAUCACUCAAUUGGACCACCCUAUAGCCAGUGAUGGGCACCUUGACUUCAUUGUUUAUAAUGCUGCAGUGCAUCGUAAACCGUACAGGCACUCUGUGAAGCUUAUUCAGAUUCAGCUAGAGGAAGACAGUGGCAAAAGUAUCCACGACAAGGAGAAUCAUAGAGUUCUUGUGGACUUGAAUCGUGCAGGCCAGCCUCUGAUGGAACUGGUAUUUGCUCCAGAUCUGCGUGAUGGUGAAGAGGCUGCUGCACUCGUCAAAGAAUUAAGCCUAAUUUUGCUUCAAUUGGGCACCUGUAAUUGUCGCAUGGAAGAGGGUUCCUUGCGUGUAGAUGCUAACAUCUCUGUACACAGGCCUGGGGAACCUCUUGGCACUCGCACAGAAGUUAAAAACUUGAAUUCCAUCCGAUCAUUAGUUAGGGCAAUUGAUUUUGAGAUUGAAAGGCAGAUAGGGAUUUUGGAGUCUGGUGGGGUUAUAACUAAUGAAACCAGGAGCUUCGAUGCAGACAGAAGGGAAACCAUUACCAUGAGAGACAAGGAGGUUGUUCAGGAUUACAGAUUCAUGCAUGAACCCAAUCUACCACCUUUACGGCUCUUUGACUCUUCAGAAGGAAGUGGCCGUCAGAAUGGCUCCCUUGACAUUAAUGCAGUCCGCCAAGAACUACCUGAACUGCCAGAGGAAAAGAGGCAGCAAUUGAUGAAAAACUAUGGUGUUACGUUGGAAAAUGCAAUCAUUCUUGUGAAUAACCCCAUUAUACUGGAUUUCUUCUUGGAUGUGAUGGCUGACAAGAAGAGAGACUCCCGUUUAGUGUGUAAUCUGUUGCUUACCAAUCUCCUAGGAACUUUGAACAGCGCAAAUGUUGACUUCCAGAAAAGCCCCAUGUCAGCAGGUGCCUUUGGAGAGAUUGUUGACCUUCAGCAGAGUGGACAAAUCCUUAAUGACACUUCCCUCAGACUGAUUGAUCUUAUUUGCAAUGAUGGUGAUUUAAGGUCUCCCACGCAGAUUGUGAAUGCAAAUAACUGGUUAAAGUUUUCUGAUGAUGAUCUCUUGGAGUCACUGGUGGUGAAAGUGUUGAACGAUAAUCAAAAUUUGGUUAAGAAAUACAGAGCAGGAAAGAAAAAGAUGUUCAAUGCUCUAAUGGGGAAGGUGAGAGCAGCCACUGAUAGCAGAGCAGACAUGAAGAAAGUUAAAGAGAUUAUUACAAAGAAAUUGACAGAAUGAACAUGGAUAAUUGUGUAAAUAUGGUACCUUUACUAGCAUAAAGAAGAUGGGACUCAUGAGCAACAUAUUGGAACUAUUUACCUUACCUCAUUGUAUAUUCACAAUUUGUAAUGCUUUUUGUUUUUUCAUAGAUAUUAGAUGGGAAAAUGUACUCUGUGUGAGGCAUUAGCACAGAUAGUGUUAUGUAAAUAUGGUAUCUACUUACCAUGCUAAUCAUUGUAAUAACUGAUUAUCUGUAAAUAAAUAUAUAUUGGCAUUUUCAUAGAUAUAAUUAGAGACAAAUUGAAUAAUAAUAAUUUUUUUUUGUAAUGAAAAAUGUAUACAGACAACUUGUGUGAGAAUUGAACUUUCACGUCAUAAUCACAGAUGACUACUUAGCAUUAUGACUGAUGUUGACUUGUGCAGUGCAUAUUUCAUGGCAAGGAAAUGCAAUGGGACAUGUGUACAGUUUUGUGUAUAAAGUAUAUGAUAUUAUUUAUUGAAUUAAAGAUUUUAUAGCAGCUA